UCUGCCGGGGCAGCCGGUCAGGGAAACUUUUUCGGGGGGGGAAAAAGUUUGGGUUGUUUUUUUUUUUUUUCUCUCUCCCUCUCUGUGUCUCUCUCCUCCCGCUGUCAGGUGACUUUUUAGCCUUAGAAGCUAAUGAGCGUGGAUGCUCCGGGGAUUCCAGUGAUGGACCCUGCGGCUCUCUCCAGGCGGAACACGGCGCUGAGAUUAGUUGAUUUGGCGGGGGCUCCUCGCCACCACCACCACCCCCCUCAGAGCAUGACAGGCUUCCCGGGCUUCGCCGGGCACCCCCACGCCACGGCGCCCACACAGCCGGGGGAGCACGCCGCCGAGUCUUGCCUCGGGCCGCACCCGCUCCGGCCAGAACACAUGGGGCACCACCAUCCUCCUCCUCAUCCUCCUCCUCAGCAUCACCCCGCGGCCCUUAAGCUCAGCCCUGCCCCUCAUCCCCACCACCAGCUCCACCACCACCAUCAUCAUCAUCAUCAUCAUCAUAUGGCAGGCCAAGCCGAGGUGGUCUCUAGUCAAACGGGAGCGUUUGGCCCGGCGCAGUCACCAGCAGCCCCUUACCCUGUCUCUCACCCAGCCCAGGCUCUGGCAGCAGGUAGGGACUUCUUCAUACGCAGAGACCUGCCGGCCCCACUCAUGCCAGGGCUGACCGAGCAGCACCCCGCUGCAAGUUCUCACCACGGACUGUUUGUCUCAACAACAGGUAGCUACCCCGGACACCAUGGUCACCACCACCACCACCACUCAGAAGCUGGGAAUCCCUCUCUAUUCACUGGACUCCAUGAGCAGCCUCCCCAUGCAGCUCCAGGUGGCCAUCUAAACGGACAGAUAAGACUGGGGUUACCUGGAGAAAUGUACGCCAGGUCUGAACAUUUCACUCAAGUACCAGCCUCCAGGACAGAUCCUUUUGCUGCUUCUUCGCUUCAUAGCUACGGUGGCAUGAAUCUGAACGUGAAUCUGGCUCCACACCACGGCCCGGGGGCCUUCUUUCGUUACAUGAGGCAGCCUAUCAAACAAGAACUCAUCUGUAAGUGGAUUGAGUUGGACCAGACUCCCAAAAAAUUAUGCUCGAAAACUUUCAGCACGAUGCACGAGCUGGUGACUCAUGUCACGGUGGAGCACGUUGGAGGACCCGAGCAGUCCAAUCACAUAUGUUUCUGGGAAGAGUGUCCAAGAGAAGGGAAACCUUUCAAGGCCAAAUACAAACUUGUAAAUCACAUCAGAGUCCACACAGGUGAAAAACCUUUCCCCUGCCCUUUCCCAGGCUGUGGCAAAGUGUUUGCCAGAUCAGAGAAUCUCAAAAUACACAAAAGAACUCAUACAGAUGUCUACCCCGUUGCUCUCAAGGUAAUCUAGACAGACGCAGCUGAAAGCCUGAAUCUUAUGCCUUAGACAUCAAAGCAAACUCUCACAAAGAAGUAUUUCUUCACAACGGUGAAUCUUCAUGGUAAGUUAGGAUUUCUAUGGCAAUAGGCAAGUCAUACUUAAAUAGUGAAAGGCGAAGUCUGGAGCCCGUCCAGUCUUUUCAUUAAGGACAUAAUAUUUACGUCUAACAGGCCCUUUUUCUUGUGUAUACAAGUAUAUAUUUUUGUUUGACGCGAACUAAAUCAUUUUCAUUUAAUUUCCGGUAAACAAAACCCACGCGAACAGGGCACUUGUUCCAGACCAUAAUAAAAAUGGAUAAGACUGUCAGGAAGAAAAGGCCCGCUUGAACCGACGCCUCAGCUCACUUUUGUUUCUGCUUUCUGCCUGGAUCAGAGAAUGCGUUUGGGAUUUGAGGGCGAGUUUCUAAAGGCAAGGAAAUGGUUUUUAAGGGGGAAAAGAAAAGGAGAAAGGUCUAAUCAAGCUCGGGUUGUUCAAAGGGCCUGAUUUUGGGGUUGAAAGUGUGAGUUUUAUGGUGCAUCAGCAUGCCACGUUAGGAUCGCUAUGGUAAUGAGUAGAGCAAUAGCAAGCGGCCUUCAAAGGAGGCACACUCCAUUUGAGACAGUCUAUUAAGAUACAUUUGCACUGACCUUUGGUUUCAUGCUAGCUUAAUACACUCAAUCUGCUCCCCGCUACCGAUAUACUUCCUCCACCUCAUGCACUUCGACAGAGUUGGGGUUUGCUGGGCUUCGCCCUCCCCCCAAGGCCGGCCCUGCUCCCCGUUAUAACCCCGCUCUGCCUCUUCACAAAGCAAGGGGCUGCCAGCCGGGCUCAGGGCGAGCCCCGGUCCUCUCUCCCAGCAUUUUUUACCCUCUUCUCGGAUCAAAACCCGGCCACAAAGCCUACGAAGAGCUUCCCUCUCCUCCCCCCGACCCCUGGCAGGGGAAGAUAGGGUGGGGACCGAGAGACCCCCCCUUAGGCUGCCUCGCCCCCAGAGAGGAGGUGUGUUGAUGGAAGUCCCUCAGGAGUCAAGAAAGAGGAGCGAGGAGCGGGGGAAGCUGCCCGUGCCUCCCUUCUCACCGCGGCCGGCCCUGCGCGGCAACGAGCGAAGGCUCCGCGGUGAGGAGGAACUUGACACCCGCCCGGCCGGGGCCAUGGGCGCUGGGCCAUGGGCCCGGGAAAGUUAGAAGUCCAUGUUCCAGUAAUUGUCUUGUUGUUUAUUUUAUCCAAGUACCCUAGUGAAUAGGGGAAAAAUAAACACGAUGAAAAAAAAUUCAAACAGUUGAGUCGUCUUUAGUGCCAGCCCUUGUGGUUGAAUAAAAAGGAUGGUCCAAUUUCUAUUGAGCUGAGAAAUCUUUGAAGUGGGAGUUAUUAUCUGAGAAAUUCCUGCUCGUCGUCCUAACAACGCUGAUGAAACGUAAAAGGUUCUUUGUCAGCGAUUUGUUCUCCUCUCUGUCAAACUCACCCUGCCCGUUAGCUUUAAACCGUUUCUAAAGAGAUAAAAUCAAACUUUUAAAGAUAACUUUAGGGGCCCAGAGGGUGCAGAAAAUACCAAACUAUCGAAUCCUGUGUAUAGACAUACAUCUGGAUAUAUGUGUCUGUGACUGUGUGAAACUCUGUCUAUGUACAGAUCUCCAUAGAUGUCUCUAUGACCUUACUGUUCUAAAGUUGAAAUGAUGUCAAUUUUUUUUUUUUCCAUUUUAUCCUCUGAACUUUUCCGUCUAAUAAAUUAUUCUUACACAUAUGCUGCACAGAAUGGGAUUCUUGGGAGAAGGCAGAAAUGUUGGGUUUCAUUAACACCAGUGUGUGACCAACAAACGUUUUCUUUCCAGUAGAAUGAAAGCAAGAGCGUAGACAUAAGAGUAAAGGCUUUGAUCAUUUUAACAGUCCGAAUACCUAUUAAGCAUGUAUAUACUGCAAUGUAUCGAAGUUGUUAACGCAUUCAAAGAGAUGGCUUCCAUAUGUUCCCAUGUUUUAUUGUCCGUAAGUGUAAAGAUAGACAAACUGCAUCCCUUUUGUAUCUUCAUUUUAUGAGCAUCACGAUGUACACUGAAGCAACUCCCUUAUCAAGGUUUAUUUCGUAGUUUCUCGUUGGAGAUCAUGAAAAGCUCUUUUCUUAAACACGAAUUACUUGAAGUUGUAACUCAUCAGUGUACUUCUGGUUUAGUUGCUACCGAAUGCCAUUUUAAGCAGCCCCAUUAAUAUAAUAUACUCACUUCUCUGAGUAAAGAACGACCCAAACUGCAGUGAAGUGGGUAUUAUUAUUAUCGUUGUUAUUAUUAUUCCUGAAUCUUAUAAUAUUUAUGGGAAAAGCUCCCACAUUUCUUGUGAACCGUACAGAGAAGAAACGCCUCCGAAAAAUGUAGCUCGCAAACAAACAAGCAAACAUUUUGCAAUGUUGAUAUACUGUAUCUCUUUCCAGACUUCUUAUAUUUCAUAUUUUCCUUCGGCACAUGUUUGGUAAUGAAGGAAUGUUAUGUUGUGUGUUUGAACAUACUAUUUAUUUUUAAUAUUUGGAUUUUUUUACAAUAAAUAUUUAUAAACGUUUCAAUUCUAUGGUUAUUUUUACAGAUGUGCACUUUUAAAAUAUGUGUUUGUAAUGAUGAUACGGAGCCAUUCCUAAAACACUGUGUAGUCAACCUUGUCUUUCUGUUAUUUUUUAUACUAGUUGAAAAAAAUUUCCUCAAAGCGGUGUACUUUUAAUGUGGUGUACAAUCAAGUACUGAUGCGUGUUUUUUGUUGGUCUUUAACCUCUUUUAUUGUUAAUAAUUUUAGGUUGGCAUUUGCAUUAAAAGAA
Apus apus (common swift) is the source of this 4165-nucleotide messenger RNA. RefSeq names its product Zic family member 4 (gene ZIC4). NCBI's taxonomy places the organism in Eukaryota, Metazoa, Chordata, Aves, Apodiformes, Apodidae. Gene Ontology annotation, cellular component: nucleus. Gene Ontology annotation, molecular function: RNA polymerase II cis-regulatory region sequence-specific DNA binding; DNA-binding transcription factor activity, RNA polymerase II-specific. Gene Ontology annotation, biological process: regulation of transcription by RNA polymerase II; central nervous system development. The record is from RefSeq and is a predicted model, not a curated record. The transcript is spliced from 2 exons. The coding region runs from base 133 to 1362 and encodes 409 amino acids.